Molecule: messenger RNA, 4275 nt
Organism: Boleophthalmus pectinirostris (great blue-spotted mudskipper)
Lineage: Eukaryota; Metazoa; Chordata; Actinopteri; Gobiiformes; Gobiidae
Gene: usp10
Product: ubiquitin specific peptidase 10
Biological process (GO): protein deubiquitination; regulation of autophagy; DNA damage response, signal transduction by p53 class mediator
Cellular component (GO): nucleus; cytosol
Molecular function (GO): cysteine-type endopeptidase activity; cysteine-type deubiquitinase activity
Source: RefSeq, a predicted model, not a curated record
UCACACGCUGCUAGAGCUGAUCGCGCUGCUCGCUUGUAGCGCUCGUAGCAGACGAGGGGAAUGCCACACAGAAAUGGCGCUGAUGGGAUUGCAAGCAGCAUGAAAUGCUGAUGCAUUGCAUGGCUCACCAUCUGCCACUGCCAGGACUUCAUUGGGAAAGGACAAUGGCGUUAAAUUAGAUCGUUUGUUUAAUACAAAUCUACAGCUUCCUCCCGGGAGAGUUUUCGUCUUGUCAGCGGAGAAGAGAAAAUCACACCGGGAGCAUGGCUUCUUACAGCAACCAGUACAUCUUUGGGGAGUUCAGCCCAGAUGAAAUAAACCAAUUUUUUGUUUCUCCACGUUGCCAUGUAGAGCUUCCUCCAUUCAAUGACAAAGUCUCCUGUGUUAAUCAGUCUUCAGGAAGUUACUGCACUCCUGCUGUACCUUAUAUUAUGGAGUCAAUGGGACUGCAGGUUUGCGCAGAAGACUAUCAGCACAUUGAGUUUGGUGUUGAUGAGGUAAUUGAUUCCAAGCCUAUUGGGAUCAAUGAUUCAUUAUAUAAGGUAUCCAGCAACCUCAACCCUCAGGCUCCAGAGUUUAUACUGGGUUCCCAGUCUGGCCCGAAACCUCCCCAGACGGUCCACACCGCUGAUGUCCCUGAUGGAGCACACUUCAACUCACUUGAUGGUCCAGAUUCAGAUAUCUCGGGCUUAAAUAAUCAUCAGGCUUGUCAGGACAUGGAUGGUGGUUCUGGUGCCCUGGGACAACGAGAGAGAAAGAAAAAGAAAAAACGGCCGCCUGGAUACUACAGCUAUUUAGACACAUCUAGUAGUGGUGCACCAGAUGGGACACCUGUGACGGUAAUGGUGAAUGGACAUGCACUUGGUCCCCUACAUCAUGGUGCUGAGGACAUGGACAGCAGAGCACUAUCAGGAGAAGAACUGUCUGCUCCAGAUGCUGUUUCCAUGGCAUCUUCAGCUGCAGUGAAUUUGGCCCCUGCACCAACUUCCAGUCAGAGGACUUGUGAUAGCCCAGAUGACUCUUCUUUGGACUUGGUGAGCGGAGCAGGCUCUUUACCAGAGACUAAUGUUGCAACUACUUCCUCUUUGUCAUCCUCUCAGAGCAGAGGGACAAUAGAGGCACAGAGGACAGCAGACCAGCAGCAGGACUUUUUGGACCCACAGAGCCCCAAACCUGCAGACAGACCAAACAGCCCCCACUCCAAAUCCGGCAGUCCACCUCCUCUUACCACUUCUCUCACUACUGCACUGGAGGAGCGGGGAGUUGUGAACAGUGACUUUGCCAAUGGGCUCCCAGGGCCUGAUGUUUCUGUGAGAGCAGAGGCACAGAAAGUGGACAGUGAGAAUGGGGAGGAGGUUCGGCCUGUUGCCCUAGACUCUGCUCUGGCCUCAGUGACUGAUCAUGUUCAUUUAGCUGCAACACCAGCUGCACCCACUGCCAGUCGCCCCAAAUCUUGGGCCAGCCUCUUCCACAACUCUAAGCCUCUGCCUGGUGGACCUCAGGCCUUUGUAGAGGUUAAAAAUGUUGUGGAGGUGGUUGCUCCCUCUUCUCCUGCUGCACAGGAGCAGCAAGAGAAAGUUGGGGAAGUCAAGGAAACUCCUGUCCAUGUCUCUGAAGAUCCCAUGGCCCCCAAACUUGCAGAAAUUAUUGAGAAUGUGAAGUUGAUACAUAAACCAGUGUCUUUGCAGCCAAGGGGACUGAUCAACAAGGGAAACUGGUGCUAUAUUAAUGCUACACUGCAGGCCCUAAUUGCUUGCCCACCCAUGUACCACCUGAUGAAGUCUAUUCCUUUGCAUAAUGAAAUGCAGAGACCAUGUACCUCCACACCUAUGAUGGAUAACUUUGUAAGACUUGUGAAUGAGUUCAACAACAUGCCUGUGCCAUCAAAGACCAAGCAACAAGCUGGAGACAAAGUUGUGAAAGACAUCCGGCCUGGCGCACCCUUUGAGCCUACAUACAUUUACAAACUUCUUACACUUAUUAAGUCAAGUCUUUCUGAGAAGGGACGGCAAGAGGAUGCAGAAGAAUAUCUUGGCUUCACUCUCAAUGGUCUACAUGAAGAGAUGCUGGCACUGAAAAAACUUAUCUCACCUCAGGAAAAUGCAGAAGUUUCCGCGCCAAAUGGACCAGACAUUCAAAUGGGGGCAGAGGAAGAGGAUGCUGAAAAAGAGGAAGAUGGGAGUGAGGAUGAGUGGGAGCAAGUUGGUCCUAGAAACAAGACUUCAAUCACUCGACAAGCUGACUUUGUCCGCACACCAAUCACUGACAUAUUUGGUGGGCACAUAAGGUCGGUGGUUUAUCAACAAAACUCCAAGGAAUCAGCCACACUUCAGCCUUUCUUCACUCUGCAGCUGGACAUCCAGUCAGAAAAGAUACGUACAGUCCAGGAGGCUUUGGAAACAUUGGUAGCUCGAGAGUCUGUCCAAGGAUACACUUCAAAAACUAAGCAGGAGAUUGAGAUCAGUCGUAAGGUAACAUUGGAAGAGCUGCCACCUGUCCUCGUGCUCCACCUCAAAAGAUUUGUCUUUGAAAAAACUGGAGGUUGCCAGAAACUAACAAAGAUUAUUGAUUACCCUGUCGACCUUGAAAUAAGCAAAGAUCUGUUGUCUUCUGGAGUUCGGAGUAAAGUUUUGAAAGGCCAAAGAACUUACAGGCUCUUUGCUGUGGUCUAUCACCAUGGAAACAGUGCAACAGGCGGUCACUACACCACGGAUGUCUUCCACAUCGGUCUGAAUGGCUGGUUGCGCAUUGAUGACCAAGCCGUGAAAGUCAUCACCCAGUAUCAGGUGGUGAAGCAGACUGCAGAGCGCACCGCCUACCUGCUGUACUACCGUCGUGUCGACCUGCUGUAGACACUUAAACACACUCGCAAGGAACCGGACGCAAGAAUACGCCACUCGCACUCAAAAUGCAGCAAAUCUACAUAACACACACCAAUCUAAUGAACAGGAACACUGCCCAACUUGUUUUCUUGCAUUUUUUUUCUUUUCCCCUCCUGCUUUUCCAAGAACCAGCUUUUCCAACUCUGUUGGAGAAGAGAAACUAACUCCGUUCACAUAAAGCUCCUUGUGACUGCUCUCCUCUGUACACCACUGCUGUUUUUCAUUUGGAUUCAUCAGUGUGAAAGGACAGGUGACUAGAUGGAGGUGAGGUUUUAUCUUUGGACCUGAGACUCUGUUCUGCACAAGCACACUGCUUGGACCAGAAUUGGUGAAUUUGUAUAUGGGAAGAUCUAUCCACCACAGACUGAAAAUGAAUGGCUGGGGAGACCUCUUGGGUUUUGGUUUGAAAAACCUUUUUCUAAGGAUGAGAUAUCAACGCCUGCCUUUACACAGGAAAACUGCUGUCUUGAUGAAUUUGCAGCCGUUUAAAAGCCUGUUUGCUUUGAAAUGGCCCAGCACCAGCAUUAUCAUUAGUCACUUUGUUAAAAGGCCAGAUUAUGUUCUCUGCCAUCUCCCAGUCUCCAUUUCCUCCCGUUUUUCUGAUCUACGUACAACUUGAGCCAAUAAAAGCAGGGAAUAAGAUAGGGGAAUAAAAUCUGAGCAGCUUCUUGUAUGAGAGAUUUGUGUAGUGCUUUCAGGGUUUAGAUUUAGAAAGACCCAUCUCUUAAAAAUGCGCUUUAGAAGUUAAGUCAUAAUUAAAGCUUUUCUGCACAAAGUGUACAUUUGACUGGCAAAUAAAUAUUUUGCAAAUACUUAGAUUUAAAGUAUAUCAAUGAAAAUAAAUUCUAGCUAAAAAAAACAAACUUUUUUGCGUCCUGAAGGACUGCAAUGGUUUUGAGACUCAGUUCUUGCACUGGAGAGAAAGCAACUGAUAGUGAUUCCACUGCAAACCUGCUCUUGUUUACUUUUUAUGUUUCCAUUGUUUUUCUUUAGAACAGAAGUUCAUCUUUGUGGAUGAGGCCUAUCGGUUUAGUCUUCAGCUGUGCCACUUUUCCACUUAAACUCAGUGGUGAGGGCACCAACAUGUCCAGGUUGAGACUCAAGGGGAAUGUACCUGAACUUACAUGACUGCAUUUAAUCUUGGCUCAGCGUUUAUCCUCAAAGUAACACAAGACGUUAGUCUGGGACAUGCGCACAAGGGGACAUAGUGUUUGCUUUUGUUUAAUAUAUUUCAUUUUUACUAUCCAUGGAUUGUGAUCUUUUUUUUUGGUUUACUAAAACAUUUGUUUAUUUCAUUAAUGUUCCCAUCCUCUAUUCAAUCACAAAAUGCUAAAAUUGGUAUUGGAAAUUACAACAGCUAAAGCACAACGAAUAAAACUAGUUCUUUGCUUGA